This is a messenger RNA of Acaulospora colombiana, 708 nucleotides long. Lineage: Eukaryota; Fungi; Glomeromycota; Glomeromycetes; Diversisporales; Acaulosporaceae. The record is from the annotation of a GenBank genome assembly.
AUGUCAAGUUCUGUCUACAGUUUGCGUAGAGGCGGCCAACAAAUUUUAGACACCACCAAAAUGGGCCAGACUAGCUCAGCAGCCUCUGAAGUGAAUACUUCUCCUGUUAAUCAACAACCUCCAGCUCGUUGUCCUGUAGAUCAUUCAGCUAUGCAAAAGACAACUGCACAACCGCCUGCAGAAUGUCCAGUCAAGCACGAUGUCAACCCACGAAACCAAAUGCCCACACUUGAACAACAUCCUAUUUCAUCAAACCAAGCAGCAUCGCUAUCAACUGAACGUGUUUCAUCGACCAUACCUCGUGAUUCGCAGGCGACGUGGGAUUAUCCUUCCCCCCAGCAGUUUUAUAACGCACUUGUUCGGAAAGGAUGGGAAACUCCCGAGGAACACAUCGAUACCAUGGUUGAUAUCCACAAUUUUUUGAACGAACAGGCAUGGGAAGAGGUCCUGAAAUGGGAGAAACGUAUCGACAACUCCGAACCUCCAUUUGAUCGUCAUGACUGGAUUGUACGACGAAAGACUGGGGAGGAAGUUCGAUAUGUCAUAGAUUACUACUCCCUUCCCGACCAGCCCGAUGGCACACCGGUCUUUUCUCUCGACGUUAGACCUGCUCUAGAUUCAGUAUCCAGUAUUAAAGAGCGUAUCUCUGUCGCAGCAGAAGAAGGCUGGGCUAAAAUUCGUCAGAACCCCGAAGUGACUACAAGAUAG